GUCACGCGCGGCGCCGUGUGCGCGGUGCGGGGCGUUUAACGCGAGUGGCGGCCGGGCCGCCAUCUUGGAUGCUCCCGCCGCGGAGCGCGGGGUCGCGGCCGGGCGCUGCCCGCCCCCGGCGGGGCUGCGGGGACAGCGCCGGGACCGGGGCCGCGUCCCGCGGGCGGGCGGGCUCUCCGGGGCACCGUGACACGUAGCGCCGCGGCUGGCUCUGAGCUGCCGGCCGUCACGGUGCGGGACGCGGUGCGGUGCGGGGGAGAACAAAUAAAGUGCCGAAAUGCCUCCAACACGCCGUGCUCCUCCGUGCGUGGUCGCGCGGCCGCGGUUCCGCUGGCUCCGCGGUGAGGGUACGGCCGCGGUACCUCCGUGUCUGAGCGCCGGCAGCUCCGCUCGGCUGUUGUGUCACUGUAGUACACCACACAGCGGGUCAGAUAACCAGGAUCGAAUGAGAACGUCAGUCUAAAAAUAAGUGAACAGCAGCAAUGCACGCAUUUUGUCCAAGCUGUAUAAAAUAUGCAAUUGGUGUAUCUAAAUAAAUUUGACAAGUCUAAGUUAAUUUUAAGUAUCUUUUUAGCUUUAUCAUGAGGGAAUUACCCAUUUUAAUCUGAUAAACAUAUUACCUAAAGAGAUUUGUGUCAUUUACUUGGUUCUCUCUUAGCAGCCGGUUAGCUUGUUAGUGAUGGCGAGUAAAUGAUGUACGAUGAUCUUGCAGUGAUGGGACAAAACAGUAGUGCAUGCUAUACAGAUUUGUUUACAGACUUGACUCCUUUUCCUUAUGUAACUGGUCUUGCUGUUCUUUUUAAAUAGGCCGUUCACAGGGCUGUGGGUUUUUUUCCCACCUGUUUUGGAAUUUCCCAUCUUGCAUAGAAAUUGCAAGUAUGGAGAAGUGUCCUGUCAUGGACAAGUCAUCGGAUACUAAGAAAAUAAUUACAGCUGAAUUUGGUCACAGUUAAGUUAAAUGUAGUUGUGUAUACUUUUAGUGAUAUCUGUAUAUAACAUUGUAGUGAAGUGCAAUAGUGCAUGUUUACUCUUUGACUGAUACCCGUAUGCUUCACUUUUUUUUUUAAACACACUACUGAAAAGAAAAACCGAAACUCAAACAAACAAACAAACAAAAAACCCCUUAAGACUUCAGAGGAGGUAAUACUGACAAACUUGUUUGAAAAAUUAUUUGUAAUAUAUGCAGCUAAGCCAUAAUUCUUCAAAGGAUGAUGAUUUCUUUUCCCCUUUGGUAUAAGAGUAGUAAGGAUUAAUGUUGAAUUAAAUUAUGACCUAAAUUAUUAAUACACCAGGAAGUCAAGCUUCCUUUGCUGUAGUCAAAUGAAUCAUGUAUGUAAUGGCAAAGGUAGUGAUUAUGUCUGAUGUUUGUCCCUUGCAGUAGUUACAAAAAUGCAGCUGUACUGAAAACUCUGCAUAUGUGUGUAUUACAAAAUUCUACUCUGAUCAUUUUAAAAUACAUUCUGUAAAGGACAUGUGCUGCUGUCUCACUUUUAUCAAAACUUUAAAAAAUAAUUAAUCUGAAAAUUUAUUAGGUGGCAUGUACUGAGAAUUUCAUGAGAGGGCAUACAGAAGGAAGAAGGAAACCCCACAUGCUGUCCCUCCUAGGCCUGAACAGCUGCAGUCUAGGCCAUUUGCAGGAUGCAGUGGCAGGUCACACGCAGUGUUUCAUAUUGCAUCGCCGAGCACAGAAGUGAAUUUUAAAGCCCAAGCGGUUAAGCCAUUUGUUCCUCCUCUUUUUGUGCUUUGUAACCCCGUGGCAGCGUUUUGUUUGGGCGGCAGCUGAAGCCCGCGGCGCCAGCGCGACCCUCGGGCGGAGAGGCGGGAGCGCCGCGCGUCGCUCCGAGCAGGGCGCUGGGCCGGGGGGCGGCUUCCAAAGGAGCGCUUUUCCCUGGGCAGCUUCCAAAGGAGCGCUUUUCCCUGGGCGGGCAGCCGCGCAUCCCCCGCGGAGCCCGAGGUGUGGCCGUGCCGGCCCGUGGGGAUCGAGGGGCCCGAGGGGCGGCCGUGCCGGCCCGUGGGGAUCGAGGGGCCCGAGCGGUGGCCGUGCCGGCCCGAGGGGAUCGAGGGGCCCGAGGUGUGGCCGUGCCGGCCCGUUCUCCGCGGGCGCGGCGCUGUCCGCGGUGCUGAAGCCCGCGGCCAUGUUCCCGCCGGGCCCGCUGCCCCCGCGGCUCUCGGGCCGCGGCACGGGAGCGCUCUCACGCAGGGCCUUUAUGUAGCACGCUGUAUCGCACCGGUGUCGGAUGCUGACAGCAAAAUCGAUGGCAAAUACUACAGCGCUUUCUCCUUCCGAACACGAGCUCUCCCAGCAGCGCAGAUUUUUUUGUAGCCAACUUGGGAAGCUUAACGUUACCUAUGUGAAAUGGAAGUGUGCGGAUGAAUCCAGCAACUAGACAAGAACUUGGUAUUCGCUAUUUUUAACCACGGGUUCAGUUUAUGAAAGGACGUUCUGAAAGUGAAUAUCAAAACAGCGUGUCAUCACUGGGAACGAAAUAACCACUCAUGGCACAGGGAAGCUUCAGGAGAAAGCAGGUAUCCAUUAGCAGCAAGGCAAACACAGGCAUAGGGUUUUCUCCUUUUUUCCUCUGUUUGAAAAAGACAAAUUUAGAAAGGUGUGCUGUCUAGAUCUUUUUUCCAAAUUCACUUUAAUGUGCUGCAACAUCUCCACUACAUGAAAAAAAAAUUAAAAGCUUUUUUUCAUCUCAGAGACAAGCAUUCAUUUUCUGUAAUUGCACACUGGAUGUUUCAAAUACAGUUGCACAAUAAAAAGCAAAUAUGCUCCUCUGGUGUGAUGUGUAGAGGCUGACAAAAAAAGAAGACAAAACCAACAUGGUGUGUUUCAUAUGGGAGGAUAACACUUUUAAAAAUAUACAUUCUGCUUCUAAAAAUAGAAUGAAUUGAUAUGCAGAAUGAAUUGACCUUCAAAUUAAAGGUCAGAGGUGACAAACCAGGACAAAGGUCAUGCAGCUCAUUUUCAAGCAAUCAGUUUCUAGUUUUUUUCAUAGUUGAACAAUAGCUUAAUUAUAUAGAAGACCAAGGACUGUAGUAUUUAACUAGUCAGUUCUAGCUGAGAAAUAGAAGUACACAAUUUUACACAAUUCCCUAUUUUAUUGAAUGUAGUUCUGUUAGGGAAUUAUUUGUGCUGUUACUGAUGCAAAAAUGUGUCUGUCUUAUUUUAAAAUAUUUAAAUAUAUUUCUUAAGUUAACAUGUAAUAAUCCACCAUCUGUAUUUAAUAUUACUGCUUCAGAGAUGAGAGGGCUGUGUAGCCAUUUUCUGAUUUUUCAGUGAUUAUAGCCAAAAAAAUAAAUUCUGCUUGUGCUAUUGUUUCAAUAAAGUUAGAUUGCAGGUCCAUUCAUUUUGGCAUUCAUGCACAUACUUAUCAUUUCCAGUGAACCACUUUCCCAUAAUCCUACUUCCAGUCUGCAGCAUUCUGUAUGUCCAUAUGAAGUAAUUAGACAGAUCUAAUACCCGACUGUAACUAAAAUUAUUAUUUUGUUAUAUGCACUAAGAUUCAGUGUUCUAACAAUUUGAAGGUAUUUGUUCAGUGUUUCUAUCAGUCAUAUCACAUUUAGACUGAACCAAACUUUCAUAAAUAUUCUGAAGGUAUUCAACAAAUAUUUUAUAGGCUGACCAUAUGCAGUAAUGAAAUACCUAAGAAUAACUACUAGAAAUUUGACUGUUAAAAUGUGUACACACUAAUAAUUUUGUAUGACAUAUUGGGUUUUUGCCUUUUUUUCAGGUACUUUAUAUCCUGUACCUACUUCAGCUACUGAUGUAUACAUUGUUUCUAAAGUUUUCAUAUUUUCUUUUAGAGAUUGUGAAUUUUAGUUAUAUAUCACUGAUGUUCUUGUUUACUUUUUUUUCUGGUUUGAAUUAAUAACCUAUCUCCACUAAAGUUUAUAAAAAAUGACUAUUGCAUUACUUUAUUUGUUUGGUUGUUUUAAACAAUGACUCAGUUAGAAGCCAUUGACAUACGGGACUGAUGUCCACUCCAUUUGAAAUAGGAAAGAUGUGCCCUGAACUGUCCACUUUUCUAGGAAAGUGAAUAUUGGUGUUUGAAAUACAGACACUCAUCUGCUCUUUACAAUGUUUGAUUAUUUUAAUGAACAAUAUCCAUAUCAGUACUUGAUUAAGCGUAUUACAAAAUACAAAUCAUGAUAAAAUCCAUCAUUAGUAGUGCUCUCAAGUAAUAAUUAAGUGAUUAAAAAACCCAGUAAAAAUGAAGAAAAUAGUCUGUGGUUUGUAGGUAAAUAGCACAUGCAAAUAAAACAAAAGUUCUGUGCAAAGGAAAAGAUAUGUGAAGGUGUGUAAAUUCCAUCGAAACAAGUAUUCAUGUAAAACAUCUCAGAAAGAAGGUCUGAACAAACCAUGCUAAAAUUCUUAUAAAAGUAAAUAAAAAUUACUCAUUUUUAAAAUAAAACUUAUAGUGCCAUCACUUUUGACAGGAUGAUAUUAAAAUCCUAUUUGGCUGCAGUAUUUUUAUAACCUAGGUGAAAGUUGUACGUUAUACAAAUACUGAAUUUAACUUGUCAUAAGAUUCGUUCUUAAUUUGACCUUUAGCAGGUUUGUUUUUUUCCUCAGUACUUCAUUUGGUGUUGUUUUGUUUGCAAAUAGUUAGCAAGUGGGGAAAUAAAAUCUUACUCUCUAUAUGUAGUUUCUCACAGAAAUAAAUAACAAAAUAAAUCAGUGAUCAAGCUCUGAAAAAUGUUACCUGGUUAUGAUUUGAGAAUUAGGGCUUUUAAAGUUCUUUUCCUUAGAAAAUACUGAUAUUAAGUAAUUUAAGAAGUACAAAGAAAAAUCCAUCAGAAAACAUAUAAUAAGAUCACAAGGUAGUUUUCUCAUUGUUUCAUUUGCUGUAUAGCAAAUCAAUGUGUAGCAAUUUCAAAUGCUCUUGCUAACAGUAAACUGGAAACUAAAUACUUUAAAUAUGUAAGAAAUAGAACAGUAGCGAUUCCUUUUUACAUUGUGUGUUAAAAAAAUUCAUCUUUGAAUCACAAAAUAUUGUUUGAAACUUACCUGGUUUACAUUGCUUUUUAUUAAAUAAUUAUGAUCAUUAUAUGUAUAUUCAAAUACAGACCAUAAGAAAUUGCAUAUUUUACUAAAUCAAAUACAAUAAAUAUGAAAAUUGUAUAUAAUUAAUUUCAAUCCUUUAAACAAAAAUAACCUUGUUUAGCAUAUUCUUUUGUUAUGUAUUAUUAACAUUUUAAACUAAAUAAAUGGUUAAUAGUUUUUAUUGCUUAAACAAUUGUCAGUAUAGUAGUAGCAUUUAAUUUUGAGGAGAAACUCUGAUCCUAGAAUUGUCAGUCUUUCAUUCUGAUAUUGUGUGGAGUUCUUCAUCCUUUUUAUUGCCCAAAAGAAUCAGAUUCUGAACAAUGGUGGAAGCACAUUCUGCCUUUCUUUAUUCCAGUUCUCACUGUAGUCAAAUGACAUUCUUACACAUAAUUAAAAGGUGUAUAACUGAAUGUUUGUUUGUUUGUUCAUUUCCUAAAAACUAAGAUAUGCUUAGCCUCUUCCAUAUCAGAAAGAAACCCAUAUCUGGGCUAUUGCCUAGCUGUGUUAUUUACCUGAAGCUGUAGUUACCCUCCUUCAGAUCAGUGACAAAAGUGAGUGAAAGUAGAAAAGAAAGCUAAGUUUUCAUUUGCUAGUUUUCAAUAAUUUUCUUAAAUCAGCAUUGUGAAAGUAUUUGUAAAUAUCUGACACAUGCUUGCUUUCACCUUCAUAUGCUAGAAAAAUACUGUAAUUGUGUAUAAACAGAAGUAGGGAAGAAAAGCAAAUAAAAUGAUGGCUAAACAAAGAAUAAAAUUAUGAGAGCUUUCAACUUUAUCCACCCUGUCAUUGCAUAAGGACAUUAACACUUGAGUGUACUUUUUCAGGAAAUCUUAAUUUUUGUUAUAUAUGCAUUUCAAAGUAACUACAUUGAACUGAAUUAAAUUAAAAGGGGAAAAAAGAGUUUAAACAAUGAAAACAUCUGAGGAGGAAAUCCAAUAUUUAGAAUUGCACAUUGAGGAAUCUGUGUAAAACAUGUAAAUUCAGAGUGCCAGACAACACUCAUUUGUGAGGUUUGAAAUCAAAAUACUGUGUGCAUAAUGUUUCUAUCCACAGUCAAGAACAGUAAAUAAGGUUAAUUUUUACUGAUUGGUUCAAGUGACACCAGAGUUUGUUAAUAUAUCUGACUGGUGUGUAUGUGUAUAUAGAUACAUUUUAAAAGCUCAUGUUUUAUGCUCUUACUAUGCUUAGGUUCUGUUCACCUAAGUUUUAAAUUUUUUUUGUAUACUCUGCAGCAUUCAUCCAUUAAGUCUUCACUCCUGAUGAGUUAACUGAAAGAAGAUCCUUUCAACACUGGAAUGUUUUCCCCUAUUCCUUUGCAUCACUAUAUUCCUUGUUUGUUAUAAAAUAAAGGAUUGGUGGGUUUUGUUUUCUAGUUCUUCUACUCUCUAAUCAUACUUACAGUACUCAGCAUUCUUAAAAAAAAUACUGCUGUCUUUACUCUGGAAGAAAACAGUCCCUUGGCUACUACUGUGAAAAAAACAAGUUUAAGAUUAAUUUUUCUUUUCAACUUACUUUUGGAGGAAAGCAUAUAUCUUACUUAAGUGGAGUAACUAUUUAUGUCUGCUUUACUUUCUUCCAAACAAUGUUUCUAACUCCUUUGGCAGCAAACCUGCUUAAGGUAAUGAAUUCAAAACAAUCCAUAUCUCAGAGAAUUAAUUUUAAAUAGAUACAAACUUGCUGUUAUUUUUUACUGAUCAAUAAGUUGUCAAAAAUAGAUUACAUAAGCUGUAAAUUUAGUUGAAUUACAGAAUGUGCUACUUGUAAGGGAAAGUGGAUUACCUUUUUUGGGUGUUUGUCAGUGUGCCUUUAACUAUACUGCACUUUUCAUUGUAUUUCCUAUCCAGCAAUAAUUCCAUAUGGUGUUCUCCUGCAUUAUUUUUCAUGCUUACUUUUACAGUAUCCUUCCACAUGCUGUGAACGCCUAGUUAAAAUAGGGAUUGCUUUCAAAGCUAGUGACUUUUUCGCUGGAAACAUCUUGCUGUCUAGUACACAAUUCCUCAGCAGCAUUUAUUUACUUACUUGCAGUUACAAAGUUCAUGUAAAUGCCAAGAUAGUUUCAGAAGUAAAAUGCCAAAAUAAUUAUUUGCUUGUACAGCAUAAGCAGGCACAGGAGAGUUCAGCAUGACCCAUUUCAUAGCCCAAAGCUGCUUCCAUUUAAAUCAGAGGCUGAUUUUGUAUGUCUUUCAGUAGGCUACGGUAAAAUACAUGCCAGAAUAGUUUCUCAUUUAAACUAUCUAUUUAAAUGAGUUCAUAGAAUUCAAAUGUCCAGGCUCUUCUACACGAAUACAUUUUAUGUCAAGCUUUAAGUAUUGUAUCAGGAAGCUUUUUGUAAUAACUAUAAAAUAUAUAUAUAUAUACAUUUUUCUGCUUAAUAAUCUGUGACUCUCUGGAAUAUGUGAUGCCUUUAAAAUGUGUUACAAAAUUACAGUACUAGAAACAAUAAUUACUUGAACUUGUCCUGUUUUCUGCCACAGUUUUUUAAGAACCGUACUUUCCUCCUUUGAAUCCCAGCACCACUCCCCCAAAUACUUAUUUUUAAUCCCUUCAUAAACUGAAGCAGGCUAUGUUCCAAAGCCAGGGACGGAUCCUUUGCUCUAUGCUUGCAUAUUUCAUUAUGUUGCAUAAAUAAUGCAAGUAAAUCUGAAAGACACAAAAGCCACAUAGCCACAGGUUGGCAGAACAAAGAAGCAGAUACAAGAGAUUGGGCUUCAGUGCUUGAAGGUGUAAAAGCAGAGUUAGGUUUAGUACUAGACAAAAGUCCUCACGAUUCCAUUGGAAAACUUAGAUACUACAAAAGAAGAGGAACUGAGUCAGCUUGCCAGUGUUGUUGCACUGUAAAGAAAGAUUGUACCAUCCCCUUUUCCAAUUUCUGACAUUGGAAAGGAUUCAGGAUAUUUGACUGUAAGGGAAAAGUUAGCGAAAAUUGGUUCUAAUUUGUUUUUGUUCAUUCUUCUACUGACUUUGCUCACUCCUAGUAGGAUAUCAAAUUUUAUUUUUUGGUUUUUAUUAAGAGAGCAGGAUAGCUGUCCCGAUGUCCUCUUAAAUUGGAAAAAAGACAGAACUCAGAUUUCUCUAAAACAGAAGAGAAACGGGUUUAUAUCUAAACAGGUUGAUACUAGAAUUCCUUGUUUCUUUUUGAAGGGGUUUCAGUUAACAUAGAUUAUUCAAAAAGACAGUAGAGGGUGACAGGAGGACAGGCUUGUGGCAGGUGAGUUUGUGCAUGCUCCUAUCUAUUCAUCCUUCAUUUGUUAAGCAAACUGGACAACCUAAGUAACAGGAAUACUCCAAAACCAAGGUAUUUUCCUUAAUGCUUCAUGCCAUCUGCAGCAGGUUUUUUCUGUGUGAUAUUUUUGUUGACAUUAUACAAAAUAAGCCAGGCCUUUUUCAACUAGAGCAAAAGUACACCUUUUAUGAAGUUUCGGUCAAGUCACACGUCUGUAUUUGUAUGACUGAUUGAUUUUGUUUAGAUUGAGACCUAGAAUUUCAUAUUAUUACAUACUAUGCUCUGCAGUUUUGUAAGUCAUAACUAAAAGCAUUUUUCUGUUGAUACUCAUAAGUGGGCAUUGAGUUACUAUUUUGACCAUGAAAGAAUCCUGGAGAAUUAUUUUUCUUGGCUUUUCUUAAAUCAUAUACAAGAUAUGACUUGAUUGUUUAAUAUGUACAAUUUAAGCAUAGUAAAGACAACAUACUAGUUCUUAGGUUACCUACUGCAAUUAAAUAUUGAUAAAGGAAAACAACACCUUCCAAUAUUCUGCAAAUCUGUGUCUUUUCCCUUUUGUCAUCAAUUGUGUAGCUUUCAUAAGAGACUAAUGAAAGGGGCAAUGCUUUUACUGAUGCUGGGUGGUGGGGGGAAAAGCAGCACUUGAUUUUUUUCUCUUCCGCCUUGGUUAUCUCACUGUGGUUCUGAUGAGCUAGGUAAGUCUCAAACAGUAGGUUUACAGGUCACUUCAUAGAGGCAAUGCCCUGGCAUUUUAUGGCCUCCUAAUGAGCCGUUAAACUGCAGAUGAGGUAAUUAAAUACGGUACUCCGGGACAGUGAACGCGGUACUGACUCCCGCUCUCUGAUUUUAGGUUCCUCAGAAGACGAUGAGGUCAUUCAAGAAGGUCUCCUCAGGCUCAGGGGCGAGUAAAGGUGGAGACGAACCCGGGAAGUUGCCGGAGCAGGAGGAAGAAGAGGAAUCCCAGGUUUUGCACGGAACCGGCCAUUGCAAAUGGUUCAAUGUGAGAAUGGGAUUCGGGUUCAUCUCCAUGAGCAACCGAGAGGGAAGCCCCUUGGAGUCUCCAGUUGAUGUCUUUGUACACCAAAGCAAGCUUUACAUGGAAGGAUUUAGAAGCCUAAAAGAAGGAGAACCUGUGGAAUUUACUUUUAAGAAAUCUUCCAAAGGCCUUGAAUCAAUACGGGUAACAGGCCCUGGUGGGAGCCCCUGUUUAGGAAGCGAACGACGACCCAAAGGGAAGACAGUACAAAAAAGAAAACCAAAGGGAGAUAGAUGCUACAACUGUGGCGGCCUCGACCACCACGCUAAAGAAUGUAGUCUACCUCCGCAGCCAAAGAAGUGCCAUUACUGUCAGAGCAUCAUGCACAUGGUGGCAAACUGCCCCCAUAAAACUGUCUCGCAGCAGCCCACUAGUUCUCAGGGAAGACACGAAGCCGAACCGCAGCCUUCCACUUCUGCCUUCCUGAGAGAAGGGGGAGGAACGCACGGCUUCUCGUCUCCGUCGUACUCUCAGGAAGGCAGGUCGGAGAUGUCGGAGCGCUCGGGCAGGUCACCGCAGGAAGUGUCGUCGAGUAAGUUGUCUGUGUCGCCUGAAGAACCAAACAGAAAGGGGCCUUCCGUUCAGAAAAGGAAAAAAACUUAAUGCAUUUUUCAUAACGUUCCGUUUUCUUUACCCUCUUGGGAUGUCUACCUCAUGCAAGUACAGGGGAAAUAAUUCAUUAUCAGUAGCUGACCUGGAAUUUUAACUACUGUUGAGGAACUGUGAAUGUUUUGUUGUUUUGUGGGGUUUUUUUUUGUUUGUUUUUUUUUUUUCUUUGAUAGACAAAUCACUCCAAACAAAAUACAUUUGAGCAGGGUGCAUUAUGUUUUACUUUCUGUGUGUAUGUGUGAGUGUGCAUGCGUGUGUGUGUAUGUGUACAUAUCUAUAAAUAUAUAUUUUUCCAUCAGACCAUUCUCCAGAUCCCACCAGACAUUACUGUGGAGCAAAAGUCACAGUACCCAAUGUUCCUGAACUCAUUCCUAGAACCUGUUUCCAAACGUGUUCAGAAAGCAAACAAGAAAACCCAAUUUUCUGCAAUUUCACUCAGAAACAAACCAAACCUGAUAAACCACACAAAGAACUGAGAUCAAGACUGUUACGUCUCUUGUGAACCAAAGGAUACUUUCAUAUUUUAAAGCUGCCAUAUGGUACUAAAGAUACUAAGACAUCCCCCGUACCAUCCAUUUGAAUUAGUUCCUUUUUCAUCUCCACAAAGUAUCAAAACCCCUCCCCAUGCCAGUGCAGGGCAGUUUCAUGACUCUAGACGACUCUCAUUGCCACCACCCUUUGUUGGUGAGGAGUUUAAAGCUCCAGAAAAGACAAUGAAUGUGUAGUUUCUGUGAUGGUUUCUCAAAACGUUUUGUUAAAUUAAUAUGAUUGUAACUGUAAUGUAGAUGUCUGUUGUGUAGGGGAGAAUGUGUAUGUAAGUUGUAACCAAACAGACCCUUUUGAGUGGUGUCAGGAUGCCAUCCUGACAGCCAUUUGUAUACUGUGAACAUUUAGGGUACCUUGGUGGCAGUAGUAGCCGCAGCAGCAGCAAUUUCUCUUGGUCCCAAGUAGUAUCCCUCAAUUUGAAGGGUCUUCCUCCUUAUUUCCUGUUGAAAUUUCCUGUUGAGAGAACUCCCUAGGGAUUUUUGUUGUUGUUGUCUGUUUGGGUUUUAAAGAAAACAAAAUGCAAAGCUAACGAGAUCCUGGGCUGAAUAGUUUCCUGAGACUGAAGGUUGAUGGGCACUUGGGGUUGCUCAGCUGGCCUCCCUAGACGAUGAUACAGCGUGGGUGCAGACCAGCCUGAGUGAAGGGACCUGCAGAUUUGCCAGAAGCCCUGGGCAUCGUCUGCUUCUUGUGAACUGGGGGCUGCAGCUGACCAGCCUUGGUCCAGAAGUGCCCUAGGACCACACACUUCAGUGUGGAAGAGGAGGAAGAUUGGUGGCCUCAGAGUGAGACUCCCUGGGCUGCAGGCCUUGCUCGGGGUUAAUGGAGUCGGAGCCUAUCAAAACUUCAAGUCGCUUUCCAUUUGUAACUUUUGAAUUACCAAGUCAUACGUAAGAUAACGUACUCUGACAAAUCCCAUUGUGGAUGUAAGUUAAUUAGAGAAACCUGUAUAAUCCUUAACAUUGGCAAUAAACACAGGCUGUUAAAGCUUGAAAGUGUCGGGUAGGUUUAAGCUCGGAUAAUCAAACUAAAGAAACAGCCUGCAUGAAAGGCUACAGCGAGCCAAAGCCUUACCGUGGUAACUCCUCUGCAGCUGAUGGUUACAACAGGUAUGCAGCUGGCUCAGUGCGUGGCCUUUCCCCUUCCCACUCGUCCUGCCAGAUGAGACUUUUACUGGUGCUGCUGCUGCUUCAGUGAACAGGUAGUCAUCAAACCCCUCAGUGAAGGGCACAAUUUCGAGAGAAUUAUUUUGUGUGAAUUCCUUGCCAGUGUUUGCAAGAAUCUCAAGGUUUGUACUGAAGUUCUCAGUAAUGCUAAUGCAAAGCUUACCUUUGACGAUAUUGAAUGUGAUAUAUCUAUAGAGAACGUCCUUGCCUUACGUAAGGAUAGUAAACUUAUUUAAAUUAUGUAGACAAAUCAAAGUGGCAUGCUUAACCUUCUAGCCGGUGUAAAAACCAGGUUAAACAGCAAAGAUGCAAAACUUAGGUCACUUUGAAAAUUUAAACCAAAGUUCCUUAUAGAAAUAGGCAACUGUGGAUUUGAAAACUGGUCAUUCCCUGUUUAUAUGUAAGAAGUUCAGAGCUGAGAUAAGGAAAUGUUUUCAACACGUGGAUUUGUAUUGGUGCUGUUUGAAAUCACUGCGCGCACCAAAGUCAGACUGAACUGCUAAGAGCACAUACCAAACCCUAUCUUAUUGUUGAAAGCUUAAGGUUUUAUUUUUAUAUAUUAGAAUGUUAUCACUGUUACAUAACAUACUCAGGACAAAGAACUUUGCUCAGGGAAUAUACCAUGUAAUGUUUUUUCUUUACAGAAUAGUCUACAGACCUGCUUACUCAGAACAAACCAAAUAGUCUUAGACCUUUUUGUCUCUGUAUAAGUAUUAUGUACUGAUAUUAGUAACUACCUCUGAGUUGACAUAGACCUACGUUUCUGAUAAUCAGAUCUCAGCGUUUUGUAUUAUAAGUUCCUGUGAAAUGAUGAAGUGGUAUUAUGUACUGGUUGCUUAUGUGAGCAUUUGUGUCUUUACAUUCACAGGGUCUGAGUUUUCAGAGAUGCUGGGCAACCACAGCUCCCACUGACUUCCAGUCGGAGUUAGUGGUGCUUGGCUUUUCUAGGAGGGGAGGGAUGGGGGAUGGGGGUUGAGGGGGAAGAAUAAAAACACAAAAGCAUCAAGCCCACUUUGUUUACAUAGGUGACAAUAAAAUUAUUAUUCUGUUUACAGCAAAAGGCUACCUCAUAUCUACUGCAUGAACACACCUUUGUGCUGCUGUGGCCUUAAAGGUGGCUGUUGAUCUAUGGUACAUACUUUUUAUCUGUACUAAAUAUGUGACUGUUAGUUCACCACUGCAGAUAUUAUGGUAAAUACUUGUUUAAGAUGAAGCAUCCAUUUGAAAUUAUGAGACCUUUCCAAACAUUUCUUUGAAAGUUUUUAUUUUUCUGUCCAAAGGAUUAUGGGCAUUGUUCACGGGAAUAAAUACAGCUCCAGAAGAGACAAAACCUUACACGCCUAAGUUAAACAUAUAGCAGCAUAAGCUGCAGCAGGUAACUACUUAGCACUGGGCUGAAGUAGGAAAAAAAUCUAGUUAUACUCCUUCAGUUGGCUGCUCCAAAUAAGCAAAGAACCUUUUAAAGGAGGAGGCACAGACUGAGUUUGGGAUUCUUCCUUUAUGCCUAAGGACAAAAUUAAUAUUCGGCAGCAUUCGCUCAGGCUAGAUUUCCCCCUAUUCACCAGCCUGUCCUUGCCAGAGCGCUCCACAAUAAAACUCGUUUGAGUAGAAAGAGUUCAAAUAUCUGCUCAGACAGAUGUAUUUUUCUCCUAACAAUAGUAGAGAUAAGGUUAAACCUGAAGCAAGAAUCUCCCUCCCUCCCCUUCCUCUGCCCCAAAAUGCUCAAUAUGAUUUAAUUGUAAGGGACAUUGUGAGAUAUUUUUUACUCUUCCCCAAGGAGAGGUCACGAUAUUUAAUUACACGCUACAAAAGAUAGGCCAUGAGGAAGACUUGUAUUUGGAGGAAGAGCCAAAUAACGUUUUGCUGCAGUUAAUGGUGAAUCUGGCAUUGUAAUACCAUUUGCAGUAUUUUGCCUUUAGCCAGCUUUCAGGGAGUGCCAAACACCACAUUUGGAUCCUACCUCUUCCUGUUGCAGGCCACCUUUUUCAGCCAUUUUAUUCUGCACCAGUGUUAUCCUGGAGUUCCUGCUAACUUAGUUUUGUUAAUAGAACCCCAUUUAAAAAAAGUGCUUAUAGAUCUUGUACCAUUCUUUGUAAGAAGAAUUAUAAAAGAACAUGGGAAAUCGCAUGGAGUCUUAAAUUUAAUUUAAUUAAUUUAUCUGUAAGAAAUGUUUAUCAUUAAAAUAUAUAUGUAUUCCCCUGUGCUAGAUAUAAAAGUAAUUGGGAAGAUGUGUACAUGUGCAGAUGCACUGAUUUUAAUUUCCUAGAAGUCUUAAUGAGAUUUGAGUAUUGUUUUAGAAACAAGAAGAGCCUUGUUAAAUGCAUCGAUCUUAUUUUGCUUAGUUUUAUCAACAGCCUCUUUAAGAUCCAGUGGUUGUGUUACCCCUGUUACAACUGUUGACUGAUAACAAGAGGUUGAUCUAUGAACACACACUUCUUUCUUUUUUGUAUAAACCAGAGCUGUGUAUCAGCAGCUGUGGCAGUAUUUUUCUGAGAAUGUUGAAAGCAAGGUAUUUGCUACCAUUGUUGUUGAACCAAAUGUAUGAAUAUCUUUACAAAUGGCAAUGGUUUUGACUACCUCUUGGAUUACUAAGUUAAGCAACAACUGUCUGGCAAACAUCACCAGACUGGCUUUAACUAGUAUGUGUUGCUUGUGAUAAUAAUAACAAUAACCAUACUAGAGACCAAAGUGAACACUGAUUUCUAUAUGUCUUUAAUACUGUGUCUUAUCUAGUGUUUUUAAAUUAUCUUCUGUAGUAUAGAUUACCUCAUUGUCCAUUUUGACUUGUAUGUUGUUUACAAGGUGAAAUAAAAGAAAAAUCACUUGAAUUUUAUGUUGUAAGAAAAAAGCCUUGAGUUGAAGUUUUGAAGGUCAUUUCACCUGUUUACUGUCUUGAGGGACUAAAGCACUGAUUGCCUUUCUACAUAUCAUGUAUUUUAUACCCUCAUUUCAUGCCUAAUGUGGUUUUUUUUCCUGUCAGUCAUGGAUAUUGUGAGGUUUAAAAGAAUUACUUGAUUAAAAAUAAAACAUAUAACAUUGGCAUUUA
This is a messenger RNA of Passer domesticus (house sparrow), 14664 nucleotides long. RefSeq names its product lin-28 homolog B (gene LIN28B). Gene Ontology annotation, molecular function: mRNA binding; zinc ion binding. The record is from RefSeq and is a predicted model, not a curated record. Lineage: Eukaryota; Metazoa; Chordata; Aves; Passeriformes; Passeridae. The transcript is spliced from 5 exons. The coding region runs from base 9130 to 9903 and encodes 257 amino acids. Gene Ontology annotation, cellular component: nucleus; cytoplasm. Gene Ontology annotation, biological process: pre-miRNA processing.